AUGUGGGUGCUGCACCCUUCCUUCUGCGAUAUGGUCGAGAAUUCUUGGUUGAGCUCUGUGGACGUCCUCUGUCCUAUAGUCCGUGUUAUGUUGAAGCUUAAAAGAUUGUGUGCUGAUAUUAGGGUCUGGAACAAGGAGGUGUUUGGAAAUGUCGACAUUGCUUUGAAUCAAUGGAAGCAACAACUGUUGGUUACUCAGAUGCAAAUUGCUGAUUCAGGUUAUACGGAUGAUUUAUUUGAUGAAGAAGUGCAACUCCAAGCUGAGCUCAAUGUGGCUCUUUCCAGAAAAAGUAAUCUCUUGCAACAAAAAAGUCGGGCGACUUGGCUUUCGGAUGGUGAUAGCAACACUGAUUUCUUUCACUGGCUCACCAAGUUUAAAAAGCGCAAUAAUACUUUCACGAGACUGAACAUUAAUGGUGCUGAUGUGUAUGAUUCUGGGAUUAUUGAGCAGCACAUUGUUAGCCACUUCUCUGAGCUUUUCACUGAUGAUGGGAGUGCGCUAGCUGACCAGUUAGAGAUUGAUGCUCUUAUCCAACCGAGAAUUUCUGAUGAUCAGAAUAAUUUGCUUAUCCAGAUUCCUGAUGAGGGGGAGAUUGCCGCUGCAGUUUUUGGUAAGGACGCUCAUAGCGUGCCAGGAUCGGACGAUUUCUCUGGCAUGUUUUUCCAUAAUUGUUGGUCGACGAUUAAGGCGGAUAUUAUUUUAGCGGUUCAGAGAUUCUUUAGUCACUCAUACCUGCCAAGUGGGUGCAAUGCGAGUACUAUGAUUUUCAUCCCGAAAAAGGAGGUGGUCUCCACUGUGGCGGACCUUCGCCCCAUUGUUCUAUCCAAUUUUUUCUUUAAGAUUAUCUCCAAGGUUAUGGCUUCGCGGCUUAGUGUUGUGGCAGAUUCUCAUGUCUCGCCCAAUCAUUUUGGCUUUAUCAGCGGGUGGAACAUUCAUAACUGUAUUAUGCUUAAUUCGGAGGGUUUCAAUUGUAUGCAACGUACUAAUCGUGGCAUCAACAUGGCUUCGCGUACUAAUCGUGAAUCGUGCUCUGCUAGACUUUCCAUUCUUUAUAAUGGUCGUCUUACUGGCUAUUUCGCUUGCUCCCGUGGGGUUCAGCAAGGAGACCUUUUGUCUCCCAUCUUAUUUAGGAUUGCUGAAGACGUGUUGAGCCAUUUGAUUAGCAGCUGCGUGGAUUCUCGCCGUUUAACUCCUAUGAGCUUCUGUCGAUCUUCGAACUUCCCCACUCAUCUGCUUUAUGCUGACGAUAUUAUUCUCUUUUGCCGUGCUACGAUUUUUGAUAGGAUUGUGCAGAAAUUUGCGAAGUGGAAAGGUAUUCAACUUUCUAUGGCUGGUCGUCUUUACCUUGUGAAGUUGAUCAGCACCCCAGCUGCUCUGUUAGUUGGGGGCGUACUUGUUCUCCGCGGGUUGAAGGCGGCUUGGCUUGCCUGGAAGACGAUAAAGGGGGCGGAUUGGGCUCAUCAAAUCCUGCGCUCUAGAUAUCUUACUGACUUUAGCUAUGCCAAGCAGAAUAUUGCUAAUUCUUCUAUCUGGUUUGGAAUGAAGGAUGAAGUGAAUCAGUUGGUGGAUGAUUCUUAUUCCUGCAUUGAUCGUGACUACUUUUAUGACGGUAUUUGGCAUUUCUCUACUGCUUUCGUGAAUCGUUUCCCUGAAGUGGUGGCGGAUAUCUUACUUAUUCCCAUGAAUGGGAGUAAAGAUGUUAGAUUCUGGAAACAUUCGGUCAGUGGGGAUGUUUCUGCUGCUCUGGCCUUCUCGAGAAAAUGUCAUCGUUUCUCGGAUGUGAACUGGGGAAAAUGGAUUUGGGAGCCAUUCAUUCCUGUUAGACGCUCUAUUCUUUGCUGGCGCGUUAUUCAUGGGCGUCUCCCCACUCUUGAUAUCCUUAUUAGGCAGUGCUUGGUCGCCCCUAAUGGCUGCUCACUUUGCUUUGAGAGCGAGGAAUCUAUUUCUCAUGUUUUGUGGAAUUGUUCGAAGGUGAAACCCAUUUGGCAGGAUUUCCUCUCUUGGUUUGACAAAGGUUCUCUCGGGGACUGUUUGGAUAUUCACUCAUUUCUGGUGCUGGCUUGGGCGACGAAGUUUAGCUUACAAAUUCUUUCGUUCUAG
Salvia miltiorrhiza (redroot sage) is the source of this 2100-nucleotide messenger RNA. RefSeq lists its product as uncharacterized. The record is from RefSeq and is a predicted model, not a curated record. The transcript has 6 exons. Bases 1 to 2100 code for a protein of 699 amino acids. NCBI's taxonomy places the organism in Eukaryota, Viridiplantae, Streptophyta, Magnoliopsida, Lamiales, Lamiaceae.